Arachis stenosperma is the source of this 1258-nucleotide messenger RNA. Its product is annotated as calcineurin B-like protein 3. The transcript has 10 exons. Gene Ontology annotation, molecular function: calcium ion binding; kinase binding. The coding region runs from base 356 to 1036 and encodes 226 amino acids. Lineage: Eukaryota; Viridiplantae; Streptophyta; Magnoliopsida; Fabales; Fabaceae. Gene Ontology annotation, biological process: calcium-mediated signaling. The record is from RefSeq and is a predicted model, not a curated record.
UGAGUUGCAUUCCAAGGUGUACUCUUAUCUGUCAUCAUCAUCACCUUCCUCAAUCCUCACACAAAAAAAGGAUUCAUUCGCAUUCCAUUCUUCCUCUAAUUUGUGUCUCUGUUUGUGUUGCAGACACCAAAGCCAAACAGAAACAUAUUCACAACGCUUUUUCUCUUUUCCCCACGCUUUAUAACUCUAUUCCCCACACUUUUUUCUUCUAAGCUUCUCCCUAAUUCGCCGAUCGAUCAUCUUGCCUCCAAGUGGUUCCUCCAAAUUAAGAUAUCUUGGCAUUUGGAUUGAUUAGCUGAAGUUGGAAAUGGUUAAAAGUUAUGGAGUAUUUUGAUUUACAACUUGGAAAGAUAUCAUGUUGCAGUGCAUAGAGGGAUUGAGGCAUCUAUUUGCUCCUCUUUUACGGUGUUGUGACCUUGAUAUAUAUAAACAGUCAAGAGGCCUUGAAGAUCCUGAACUCCUUGCAAGGGAGACAGUGUUUAGCGUAAGUGAAAUCGAAGCACUUUAUGAGCUGUUUAAGAAGAUCAGCAGUGCCGUGAUUGAUGAUGGGCUGAUUAACAAGGAAGAGUUCCAAUUGGCAUUAUUCAAGACAAAUAAAAAAGAGAGUUUAUUUGCUGAUCGGGUAUUUGAUUUGUUUGACACAAAGCACAAUGGGAUACUUGGUUUCGAAGAGUUUGCUCGUGCUCUCUCAGUUUUCCAUCCAAAUGCCCCUAUCGAUGAUAAGAUUGAAUUUUCCUUUCAAUUGUAUGAUCUCAAGCAGCAGGGUUUUAUUGAAAGGCAAGAGGUGAAGCAAAUGGUAGUUGCUACACUUGCCGAAUCUGGCAUGAACCUAUCGGAUGAUGUUAUAGAAAGUAUAAUCGACAAGACUUUUGAGGAAGCUGACACAAAGCAUGACGGCAAGAUCGACAAAGAGGAGUGGAGAAACCUCGUUUUGCGCCAUCCAUCGCUUCUGAAAAACAUGACCCUUCAAUAUCUCAAGGAUAUCACCACAACAUUCCCAAGCUUUGUGUUCCAUUCACAAGUAGAUGAUACCUGAGUCUUCAAAGCAAAAAGCAUUCAUCAUCACAUGGACACUUUCUGUCUUUCUCCCACGGUUUCUCACCUCUUGUGUAAAAAAUGGACAUGUCAGAGAGAUUUGCUUCAUUAUUAUGCCUUUGAAGAAGAUAAUUUUGUUUUGUUGAUUCUAUUCAGUUGUUUUUUGUAUUUUGGUGAUGUUAAACUCUCAAAUUUGAUUUAUUUAUUUAUUGCUUGAAAUUUC